AUGGAGUUGGAAACGGGUCAAUCUACAGUUAUAGAGAUUAAAAAAGACAAUGUGAAAGAACUUGCACAGGUUUUAAAAACAGUCGUCUUCAAGGAUUUUGGAAUGUUGUAUGCUUAUGAUUCCGGUCUCAAAAUCACUGUCGACGACGGAGCGUAUCAACAGGCUAACGCUUUCCUGAAACCACCAUUUUUCUCAGACUUCAAAGUUCGAGAAGAUAAUAUUUCGCUUAAACUACCACUGAAAACAAUUUAUGAGUUUCUCAGCAUUCCUGAAGGAUACACAAAUUCAGUAAAACUGUCAUAUUCUGGCAUGUUUGACCCGUUGAAGCUGCUGAUUGAAGAGGGUGAUGGUUGUGUUAUCAGAGGAAAAUUCAAUAGUUCAAUUGCAGAUCAGGAAUUGGAUUUCGAAUUCGAUGAUGCCGCAGUUGUAGUGACCUAUUUGCUCAAAACACAAGUUUUAAAAGAAAUUUUCAAGGACUUCGAUGAUACUAGCAAAACCGUUAAAAUGCAGUUCUCGAAAUCGGUUCUUUGUUUUACAACAUUUGGAGAAGUUGGAGAAACCAUUGUAUCAAUUCCAUCCCGAAGCCUGCAAAUGGAAAGUGUAAAAUGUUCAGAAGAAGUGGAGUAUUCUUAUCAUUUGAAUCUUCUACAAAGAAUGAAUUCUGCAUUUGCUCUGGCUUCAAAGGUAAAGUAUUCACAGGAUAUUUUCCAACUUUAA
Molecule: messenger RNA, 717 nt
Organism: Caenorhabditis remanei
Lineage: Eukaryota; Metazoa; Nematoda; Chromadorea; Rhabditida; Rhabditidae
Exons: 6
Coding region: 1-717 (238 amino acids)
Biological process (GO): DNA repair; DNA damage checkpoint signaling
Cellular component (GO): nucleus; checkpoint clamp complex
Molecular function (GO): 3'-5' exonuclease activity
Source: RefSeq, a predicted model, not a curated record